This is a messenger RNA of [Candida] anglica, 1551 nucleotides long. NCBI's taxonomy places the organism in Eukaryota, Fungi, Ascomycota, Pichiomycetes, Serinales, Debaryomycetaceae. The record is from the annotation of a GenBank genome assembly.
AUGUCCAAAGUUAAUAAGAACCCGGUGGUGACCAGCUAUAGGUCUGUACAGGACUUGCUAACACUUAAAGAAUGGUUAUAUAAUUUCAAUGAGACUUUGGAUAAUAGACAUCGAGGAAUACAAAGAAUUAAAGCCUUAGGUAGUAGAGGAAGACUUCCACAUGCAGUGGAAAUCACGGCAUUAUUAACAUCAGUAACACUUUCAGAUCCUCAUGAUAAGGGUAACUUUACUAAACAAUAUGAUGCAAAUAUCUUACAAUUAUCAUAUACUAUGGCAUUAAUUCGAUUUGUUAAUGGACUUCUUGAUCCAUUUCAACAAUCUAAUUUUGCUAUACCACUUCAUCAAUUAGCACGUAAUCUUAAGUUGCCCAGUUUAUUUGUAGAAUUGAGACAUAUGGGAACUCAUGAAGCUUUACCAAACCUUGAUAUUUUAAGAAUAGCCAAGGAUAAGGCCAUGAACUGGUUAUUUGACAACUACUGGUUGACUUUAAAUGAAAACUUAGGUUAUGAUGAUGAAGAAGGAGAUGAUGAAGAAGGAUCAAAUAAUGAAAUUGGUCCUGUUGAAGGGAAACUUUCUGAAAAGGAUGAAAAAUAUGUUCUGAAAGAAUAUAAUAAACUUGCAGAAGUAUGUGAUAAAAUUAUUUCUGGAUUGAAAACUUUUAAAAAAAUAAGGAAACAAGAUCUUGAUAAAGAUUAUAAAUAUGGGAAUACCACUGAAAUAGGUUCAAAAUAUUGGAAAGCCAUUAAGAGUAUUAAAUACUUUUAUGAGGAUGAUAAAAACACUCUACAAAUCGUUCAAACUCUCAUGUAUAAGAACUUUUUGAUUUAUAAUUUUGAUAAAUUAGACACAACCAAGAAACCAACCAAAAAGCUCAACUCACUUCUCAUAAAGCUCUACAAGCCGUUACUUGAUGAAUUUGGUAUAAGGUUCAAAGUCCUUCUCUUAUUCAGUAUUUUUUAUACCUUGAAUCAUAAUGAAGGUGAUUCUCCUGAAGUUGAUUUGGAUACAUUAGUGAAUUAUAGAAUUGGUUUCACCAUUCGUCAUCCUGAUGAAAUAACACAAUUAUUGGAUUGGACUAAAUAUUUAAUGGAAGAUUUAAUUUCAUAUGAGCCAAAGUUCAGUUUCACCACUAUGCGUGGAAGAGUUAUUGAUUCAAGAGUGGAUAUAAUAGAAACUUUAUUAAAUGAUAUACCAUCUGUGGUAAAUUCAAAACGAUUAGAAGUUCUUAUAGCACUUGAAACUUCAUUCAUAAAAUCCAAUUUACAAAAUGAUACAAUAAAACAUCAGAUAAAAGAAGCUAUAACAAAUAUGAAGAGAGAAUUAAAGAUUAAAAAUUUUGCACCACCUCCAUCUUUGGAUGAUAUACUUGGUUUGGAAUCGUCAUCUGACCAGCAAGAUGAACCAUCACAACUCAAGCGAAAACAAUCAGAGGUAGACGAUGAUGUUAAAAGAUAUAAAUCAGACGAUAAAGUAAAUUCUUUGCCGUCAACUUGUUAUCUUUUCGAACCUGCCAAAGAUUGGCAACCAACUGCAUUUGGGACAUUUACAUAA